UAGAGAAGUCUCAGCAAAAAAUGAAUGUUUUAUGAACCGUGUUCUGGAGGCGAGUGAUUUUCGCAGACGACACGCGAUUUUUCGCUUCUGUUCCUCUUUUGCCCGUUAAAAACACGAGGAUUAAUGCCAAGUGAAGCCAAGAAUCCUGUUGAACACGAGCUCAACAUGAUUGAACCUGUGGAGGUCAACAAGAAAAAGAAAUGGCUCAUUCAGUCAUCAGUGUCAGCUAAGAACACUUUUAACCCAAUCAGAGCAAUUGUUGACACAAUGAAAAUCAAACCCAACCCAGACAAGCCCAUGAUUGCUCUUUCUAUUGGUGACCCUACAGUCUUCGGCAACCUUCAACCACCAAAGGAAGCAGUUGAAGCUAUUACAGAGAGUGCUCAAUCAGGAAAGAACAAUGGCUAUGCCCCAUCUUCAGGGUAUCUCAAAUCAAAAGAGGCUAUUGCUAAAUACUGCUCACGGCCAAAUGCUGAGGUUGAGGCCAAGGAUGUGGUGAUAACCAGUGGGUGUUCACAUGCCCUUGAAAUGGCUAUAAGUGUAUUAUUAAACCCUGGGGACAAUCUUCUUAUACCGUUACCUGGAUUUAGUAUAUACCAGACUGCCUCUAUAUCUAAAGGCUAUGAAGUGCGGCACUACAAUCUGCUGCCAGAAAAGUCAUGGGAAGUUGACUUAGAGCACAUGGAGUCAAUGAUUGACUCACGGACAAGAGCUAUACUGGUGAACAGUCCGUCUAACCCAUGUGGGUCUGUGUACAACAAAGAACACCUAGAAGCUAUAAUUGCAGUUGCGGAGAAGCACAUUUUGCCUAUCAUCUCUGACGAAGUGUAUGCUGACGUGGUUUUCUCUGGACAAACAUUCUACCCGAUGGCGAGCCUUUCAAAAAAUGUCCCCAUCUUGACGUGCGGCGCUGUAUCAAAAAGGUUCCUUGCGCCAGGCUGGAGGGUCGGGUGGGUUCUUAUACACGAUCGUAACGGAGCAUUCGAGGAUGAGGUACGGCCAGGGCUAACUGCGCUGUCUACCAUCCUUCUUGGCGCCAACACCGUGAUCCAGGCAGCGCUACCUGACAUCCUGGCCAAGACCCCAGACAGCUUCUACGAGAACGCCAUCAACGUCAUGCAGACUAAUGCCAAACUGGUGUACGAAGAGUUGUGCAGAAUUCCGGGACUGACUCCCAUCAUGCCUUGCGGUGCCAUGUACAUGAUGGUUGGAAUUGACAUAAGUCAAUUUCCAGACAUUAAAGAUGAUGUGGACUUCACUGAGAAACUUGUGGCGGAGCAAUCAGUGUUCUGUCUUCCUGCAAAGUGUUUCCACUAUCCCAACUAUUUCCGUAUCGUUUUGACUACACCUGAGCCGAUGACGAAGGAGGCGUGUAUUCGGAUUGCCGACUUCUGUGCGACACAUCGCGACUCCGCGGAGAAUGGCUUGUCGAACGGUCACUCGCAGAAAAGGUCGACCUCCGUUUAAUCAAAACCAACCAUCGGGUACUCGGUAUACAAGCAUGGAGGGUUCCGAUUUGUCGGGGGUGAAAACAUUAGGAUAAAUAUUCAGGGGUUUACCAAAAGGGAGUUAAGUUUUUAUAACGAAGUUGAGUAAUAUUUUAAUCCUGGGUAUUUAUUUACUUUUUUAAGUUAAGAUAUUUUGGAUGCAUCGUACUCCCCCACCCUACCCCCCUUCAAGUAUUCUCUCCCCCACACCCCCCCCCCCGAAUCAUGAGACUCCUUUCUAUUUGAACGUCAGUUUUAGCCAUACGAAUUUAAUGUGGGGCCAGGGAUUACACGACCGAGUGUGCGCACAUUAGGUCUAAUUUAUUUAAGGCUUAGAGACGGACCUUUUGAUAUUUGACGGGGGGAGCAUUUUUUUUUUUUUUUUUUUUUGCUCGAAUUUUUUUGUCAGGGCAGUUUUGCUGUUUGAUUUUUUCCCGAAGUAUAUUAUUUUUGUCUGCCAGUCUUUGCUUUCCCGCCUUUUUAAGGGCCUGCGCCUUGCUCGAAUUUUUUUUUCGUUGAAUCAGCUCCUCCCCCCCCCCUCCCUCCCCGUAAUAUACCAAAUGGUUGGUCCCUAAGGGUGUGGUCAUAGGUAAGGUGCACUAGAACUAGUGCUCUUACUUAUAUAAAGCGAAAUUUUGUUUUACAUCGUGAGAAGGGGGAAGUUUCAAAUGCAAUUUUCCUGACAUAAGCAUGUAUCGCUAUGCUAUAAGCAAUGGCGGUUUUCUUAACGUGUUUGAAUUAAACGCAUGAAAUGCGGUGUUUUAAAAAUGGUUAAAAUAAAAUAUUUACGCAUGAGCGUACUUUGUUUUAAAA
This is a messenger RNA of Nematostella vectensis (starlet sea anemone), 2300 nucleotides long. Its product is annotated as tyrosine aminotransferase. NCBI's taxonomy places the organism in Eukaryota, Metazoa, Cnidaria, Anthozoa, Actiniaria, Edwardsiidae. Bases 124 to 1467 code for a protein of 447 amino acids. The record is from RefSeq and is a predicted model, not a curated record. Gene Ontology annotation, molecular function: pyridoxal phosphate binding; L-tyrosine:2-oxoglutarate transaminase activity. The transcript has 10 exons. Gene Ontology annotation, biological process: aromatic amino acid metabolic process; biosynthetic process.